GUAAAGCAAAAAUCUGUAAAAUUGAUGGAUCGAACAUUUGUAGUUAGCUUCAGGGGAACCAAAGAAGUCAUGAAUGGAGUCCAAGUAAAACCCUUUCGACUCCAUGAUUGCUAGCCCGUAGAAGCUUCCUCAAUCUAAUACACACACACACACAGAGAUGGGUAGAAUAGGAGUUGCAGUGAUUGUGAGCUUGUGGAUUAUCCCUAUCUCCUUCCUCGUCAAUCGCAUUGUUCCUCACCCUUACAUGGAUGAGAUUUUCCAUGUGCCUCAAGCACAACAAUACUGCAAGGGGAAUUUCACAAGUUGGGAUCCCAUGAUCACCACUCCUCCUGGAUUGUAUUGUCUUUCACUAGCCCAUGUUGCUUCUUUGUUUCCAGGCAUGUUAUGUAUGCAAGUGGCUCCGUCAUUUUCUGAUGCUUGCUCCACUGCUAUUCUUCGCUCCACCAAUGCUAUCUUGGCAGUAAUUUGCAGUGUUCUGGUUUACGAGAUAAUCACUCAGUUGAGACCAGCUCUUGAUGAAAGGAAAGCUACUCUUUAUGCAGUUGUUCUAGCACUGUACCCCCUCCAUUGGUUCUUCACAUUUCUUUAUUACACAGAUGUUGCAUCACUUACUGCAGUGCUUGCCAUGUAUCUUGCGUGUCUAAAGAAGAAUUACAUCUUCAGCGCAUUGCUUGGGUCUUUUUCUGUAUUCAUACGGCAAACAAAUAUUAUAUGGGUGCUCUUUGUUGCAUGUGUUGGGGUUAUAGAUUGCACUCUGGCUUCUAGAAAAGCAAAUGUGCAAUUAGAUGACUCUGAUCUAUCAAUCAGGAAAGACAAUCAGUUAACUUCCAAUAAAGGUGUCACAAGAGGCUCCAACUUGCGAAAGAGAAAUCCUGGCAAAGCUGUGGAUAUUGUCAACCAUUCUAUACAAAGAAGUGCCCCUUCAACAACCUAUUCAUCAGGUUUUUUUGAUGAGAUUCAAGACAUCUUUCUGAUGGCGUGGCAUCAUAAGUGGAAGCUUUUGGUUUCCUUUAGUCCCUUCUUUAUAGUUCUGGUGUCUUUCGUUGCUUUUGUCAGGUGGAAUGGGAGUGUUGUUCUGGGUGCAAAAGAUGCUCAUGCCGUUUCUUCCCAUUUUGCACAAAUAAUGUAUUUUAGUCUGGUUUCUGCUCUGUUCAUGGCCCCUUUCCACACCACUUUUCGUCACACCGCAAUUCUGUUCCAGUCAUUCCGGAAGAACGGACUACUUAGUUUCUUUCAAUGGUUUGUGGCCCUUAUUGUUGGCUUCCUUUCAGUGCACUGUUCCAGCAUAGCUCACCCUUAUCUUCUUGCUGAUAAUCGACACUAUCCCUUCUAUCUUUGGCGGAAAAUCAUCAAUGCUCAUUGGUCAAUGAAGUACCUUCUGGUCCCACUUUAUGUUUACUCAUGGUUUUCCAUCUUCAUUAUCUUGGCAAAAACUCGCACAAAGAUCUGGGUAUUGUCUUAUUUCUUGGCUUGUGCUGCAGUUCUUAUUCCCGCUCCACUAAUAGAGUUUCGAUACUACACUAUACCGUUCUUUUUCUUAAUUCUUCAUUCCAAUGUCAAUGAUUACAAAAGUUGGCUUCUCACAGGAAUCCUUUAUAUUGCCAUCAACAUCUUCACCAUGUUUAUGUUCUUAUUUCGGCCAUUCUACUGGAACCACGAGCCUGGGAUCCAGAGGUUUAUUUGGUAAAUCAUAUGCUUUGACGGAUCAGAUUAGAUUGGUUUUCGGGGGAGGUAAAAGUACUGUCAUCCGAAUUUCUAAAAUUUCAACAGAAACAGUGCUAUAUGUGAUUUGCACCGGACAACAGAGCACGAAGUUUUGGCUUAUGGUUCGGUAUGUACUCUGAUACUAUUUGUUGAAGAAAAUAUUUUUAUGCCUAGUCUAAUUAAAGAAACAAAUUUUUGUAGCUCUUGUUUGAUAAUGUUUCAGUAAACAUGAUUUGUGCCUGUAAUCUUUCAUUUAAUAGAGGACUUUUGGAAUUUCCUCGGUUUUAUGAGAUUCCCUGGUUGAAGGUCUUCUUUC
This is a messenger RNA of Camellia sinensis, 2020 nucleotides long. It is a transcript of the gene ALG10, whose product is annotated as DIE2/ALG10 family. Gene Ontology annotation, molecular function: dolichyl pyrophosphate Glc2Man9GlcNAc2 alpha-1,2-glucosyltransferase activity. Gene Ontology annotation, biological process: dolichol-linked oligosaccharide biosynthetic process; protein N-linked glycosylation. Gene Ontology annotation, cellular component: endoplasmic reticulum. The record is from RefSeq and is a predicted model, not a curated record. Lineage: Eukaryota; Viridiplantae; Streptophyta; Magnoliopsida; Ericales; Theaceae.